Messenger RNA from Medioppia subpectinata, 540 nucleotides. The record is from the annotation of a GenBank genome assembly. NCBI's taxonomy places the organism in Eukaryota, Metazoa, Arthropoda, Arachnida, Sarcoptiformes, Oppiidae.
AAGCAUUUGGUGUUUACUUGAUAUAAAAAUACUUUGUCAAUUUUCAAUCAUUUUUGAUAUAUUUAUAACAAAGUUGUACAUUUAAAAUUUAAUUCACACAUAUGUCCAACAUUCAUCAUGGUAGUUAAAAACCAAAAAACAUUUACCGCGGUUAAAAUCAUUCUGGGAGUGGUGUAUACACUGGCCAUCAUUGGGUACCUUCUGUUGCUAAUCUCAUGGAUACUGGCGAGUCAGGGCAAAUUUGAACAAGCUGAAGUAUGGGCAGACUUUACACACAACGAAUCACUUGGUAUCGUGAUACUAUCUGCGCUUGGUAUUAUAAUAACCAUAAUCGGCCUGUUUGGUAUAAUAAAGGAGCGUAAAGGCUUAGUAAUAAUAUUGGUGAUUUUUGGUAUCGUGGGCAUUAUUUUCGAUCUGAUCAUGGCAGAAUUUGUCACCGCCAUAAUUGGGGCUAUUGUGGUCGCUCUCACCAUAUUUUACAUUAAACUUAUUGGCGAUAAGCAAAGUGAGGCUCACUCUCAGUAUCCCAAUGCAUCAUAA